This is a messenger RNA of Falco peregrinus (peregrine falcon), 649 nucleotides long. It is a transcript of the gene PFDN1, whose product is annotated as prefoldin subunit 1. NCBI's taxonomy places the organism in Eukaryota, Metazoa, Chordata, Aves, Falconiformes, Falconidae. Gene Ontology annotation, molecular function: protein folding chaperone. The transcript is spliced from 4 exons. Bases 161 to 529 code for a protein of 122 amino acids. Gene Ontology annotation, cellular component: cytoplasm; prefoldin complex. Gene Ontology annotation, biological process: protein folding. The record is from RefSeq and is a predicted model, not a curated record.
AACCGGGUGCCCCGGCCACGCGAGGAGACCCAGCGGCCCCGCCAGGCGCCCCCCUCGCGUGGGGAGACCCCCUGGCGCGGCGCCGCGGAGGGGACGGCGCCCCCGUCCCGCCCUGGCGCGUGCGCAGCAGCACACCGCGCAGGCGCUCUGCGGCGGCAAGAUGGCGGCACCCGUGGACCUGGAGCUGAAGAAGGCCUUCACCGAGCUGCAGGCCAAGGUGAUAGACACGCAGCAGAAGGUGAAGCUGGCCGACAUCCAGAUCGAGCAGCUGAGCAAGACGAAGAAGCACGCCCACCUCACUGACACGGAGGUCAUGAUGCUGGUGGACGAGACCCGCAUGUACGAGGGCGUGGGGAGGAUGUUUAUUCUUCAGUCUAAAGGAGUGAUUCAUAAUCAGCUCUUAGAAAAACAGAGAAUAGCUGAAGAGAAAAUUAAGGAAUUAGAGCAGAAGAAGUCGUACCUGGAGCGGAGUGUAAAGGAAGCAGAAGAUAACAUUCGCGAAAUGCUGAUGGCCCGGAGGGCACAGUAGCCUGCCCCUGUGCCUGCUGGGUGGUUUAUGGGCAGCUCUGCCUGCGUGCUGCUUGCUGCCGCCUGGCUGCACAAGCUCUGUUCUGUGGCAGUUCCAAUAAAACUCUGCUGCAAAGCCUUA